CUCAUAUAAUAUAUAAGCACAGACGCAGAUCCUAAACCCGAACCCGAAACUUGACGAUGGAUCGGGUGACGUGGCGAACCCAAGUGCUCUCGAACCACCUCCACCGCUCCUCCGCCUCGUCCGCUCUGACGGCCAACCCGUGCGUGGGGUUUUCGCCGCCGGAGCUGGCGGAGCGGUUCGAAUUCGAGACGAAGGAGAUGCGGAAGCUUCUGGACCACCACAAUCUGGAGGAGCGGGACUGGCUGUUCGGGCUGAUGAGGCAGAGCAAGCUGUUUAAUCCGAAGGAGGCCGGCGACGGCCGGGUGUUUGUGUCGCCGGACUACAACCAGAGCAUGGAGCAGCAGAGGGAGAUGACCCUGAAGCGGAUUGCCUACUUGUUGGAUCGCGGGGUUUUCAGAGGUUGGAUGACCGAGAAGGGGGUUGAGGCUGAGUUGAGGAAGUUUGCGUUUCAAGAAGUUGCUGCGAUUUAUGAUCAUUCGCUCUCUGUCAAGAUCGGUGUGCAUUUUUUUCUAUGGGGUGGUUCCAUUCUGUUCUUUGGCACAAAGCGCCAUCACGACAAGUGGCUGAGGGACACUGAGAAUUAUGCAAUCAAGGGCUGCUUUGCAAUGUCUGAGUUAGGGCACGGCAGUAAUGUUCGAGGAAUCGAAACAGUCACCACUUACGAUUCAAAAACUGGAGAGUUUGUCAUUAAUACUCCUUGUGAAUCUGCUCAGAAGUAUUGGAUUGGAGGGGCAGCUAAUCAUGCCACACACACUAUAGUCUUUUCACAACUCAUCAUAUCCGGGACCAAUCAAGGCGUCCAUGCAUUUAUAGCCCAGAUCAGGGAUGGAAAUGGGAACAUCUGUCCAAACAUCCGUAUUGCUGAUUGUGGUCAUAAAAUUGGUUUAAAUGGUGUUGAUAAUGGUCGAAUAUGGUUUGACAAUGUCCGAAUCCCCAGGGAAAAUUUGUUGAAUUCAGUAGCAGAUGUUUCCGCAGAAGGGCAAUAUCUGAGUGCAAUAAAAGACCCAGAUCAGAGAUUCGCAGCGUUCUUGGCUCCAUUGACAUCUGGACGUGUAACUAUAGCAACCAGUGCAAUUUACACAGCAAAGAUAAGUUUAGCAAUUGCCAUAAGGUACUCUUUGACAAGGCGGGCUUUUUCGGUUACACCAAACGGACCGGAAGUUCUAUUGCUUGAUUACCCAAGUCAUCGACACCGGCUCUUGCCUCUCCUUGCAAAGACAUAUGCUAUGACUUUUGCUGCAAAUCACCUAAAGAUGAUCUAUGUUAGGAGGACUCCUGAGUCGAGCAAAACCAUCCAUGUUGUUUCAAGUGCAUUCAAGGCUACACUUACCUGGCAUAACAUGCGAACUCUUCAGGAGUGCCGUGAAGCCUGUGGAGGGCAAGGUCUGAAGACUGAAAACCGCAUUGGUAAUCUGAAAGGUGAAUUUGAUGUGCAGUCUACUUUUGAGGGGGACAAUAAUGUUCUGAUGCAGCAGGUCAGCAAGGCACUUCUUGCAGAGUUUAUAACAGCUCAGAAGAGAAGUAAACCGUUUAAAGCUUUGGGAUUAGAACAUAUGAAUAAACCUUGCCCUGUCAUUCCAUCUCACCUUACAAGUUCUACUCUUCAGAGUAUCGAAUUUCAGAUGGAUGCAUUUUGCUUAAGAGAGCGGGAUCUACUGAAUCGCUUUGCUGUGGAAGUGUCACAACGACAAAAACAGGGAGAAAGCAAAGAGUACUCGGUUCUUCUGAGUUAUCAGCUUGCAGAUGAUUUGGGAAGAGCUUUCUCAGAUCGAACAAUAUUGCAAACCUUCAUCGAUGUAGAGGCAACUGUACCUGCUGGUUCACUGAAGAAUGUCUUAGCUACGUUGAGGACCUUGUAUGCAUUGAUUUGCUUGGAAGAGGAUGUGGCAUUCCUCCGAUACGGGUACUUAUCAACGGAUAAUGUUGCUGCCGUGAGGAAAGAAGUAAGCAGCCUCUGCAGAGAGCUACGACCCCAUGCACUUGCCUUGGUCAGUUCUUUUGGCAUCCCUGAUGCUUUCCUCGGUCCCAUAGCUUUUAACUGGAUUGAGUCAAAUUCAUGGUCUUCAGUUCAGCAGCACUAGAAAAUUCACAAUUUACUUCUUUCUCAUUGAAGAAAUAUCAAAAUGUUAGAAAAAUGCUGUAAUAAGAUUAGCAUGUAUGCCAUUAUAUUUAAAUUAAUGAUGGCUACUACUCUGAAGUGUUAAAUAAGAAAUGUUAUGGUUGUUUAUAUCUUUA
Molecule: messenger RNA, 2235 nt
Organism: Rosa rugosa (rugosa rose)
Lineage: Eukaryota; Viridiplantae; Streptophyta; Magnoliopsida; Rosales; Rosaceae
Product: acyl-coenzyme A oxidase 3, peroxisomal-like
Exons: 13
Coding region: 57-2081 (674 amino acids)
Biological process (GO): lipid homeostasis; fatty acid beta-oxidation using acyl-CoA oxidase
Cellular component (GO): peroxisome
Molecular function (GO): fatty acid binding; FAD binding; acyl-CoA oxidase activity
Source: RefSeq, a predicted model, not a curated record